ACUCUGACCAAAAUGCGAAUGGCACUUGAAGAAGAAGCUGCGUCAGAGGGAGGAAUUUCAACAAAUUACCGAGGAAAAAGGCUAGCAACGGGAGAAAAAAGCAGUGUGUGUGCUCUGGCUAGUGCAUAACUCCUCACCACACAGUGACACACAGCCGGGCAGGGAAACGGGACGUCGGAGAAAUCACAAACAACUGCCCAGAGGAUCCCACAAUACAUCCAUAAAGCCCAGGCACAGCGCAAAACAAACACAACGCAACACACACAACUCGAGGAGAGACCACAAGCAGCUUAGAUGAUGAGCAGCAGAACGGACACGGACGGGGCCUCGAUCAGAUUCAGUGACCACACUCUGGACAAGGCCACCAAGGCGAAGGUGACGCUGGAAAACUACUACAGCAACCUGGUGACGCAGUACGGUGAACGAAAGCAGCGCCUGGCCAAGCUAGAGGCCCAGUUGAAGGACGAAAGCCUGACAGAGUCGCAACGCCAGGAGAAGCGCCUUCAGCAUGCGCAAAAAGAGACGGAAUACCUGCGCCUUAAGCGUCUUCGGCUGGGAGUCGAGGAUUUCGAGGCGCUGAAAGUGAUCGGACGAGGUGCCUUCGGUGAGGUGCGACUUGUCCAAAAGAAGGACACAGGUCAUGUUUAUGCCAUGAAGGUGCUACGCAAGGCCGACAUGCUUGAAAAAGAGCAGGUGGCACAUGUACGGGCAGAGCGCGAUGUUCUCGUCGAGGCGGAUCACCAAUGGGUGGUCAAGAUGUACUACAGUUUCCAGGACCAAGUCAAUUUGUAUUUGAUAAUGGAAUUUUUGCCCGGUGGUGAUAUGAUGACCCUACUUAUGAAGAAGGACACUCUGUCCGAGGAGUGCACACAGUUCUAUAUCAGCGAGACGGCCUUGGCGAUCGACUCGAUACACAAGCUCGGUUUCAUACACAGGGACAUAAAGCCAGACAACUUGCUUCUCGAUGCGCGGGGGCACUUAAAGCUCUCAGAUUUCGGACUAUGCACCGGAUUGAAAAAAUCGCAUAGAACAGACUUCUACCGAGACUUGUCGCAGGCGAAACCAUCCGAUUUUAUUGGCACUUGUGCCAGUCCCAUGGAUUCAAAGAGACGAGCCGAGUCCUGGAAAAGGAACCGACGUGCCCUCGCAUACAGCACGGUGGGUACGCCGGACUACAUUGCGCCUGAAGUUUUCCUGCAGACUGGAUACGGACCCGCUUGCGACUGGUGGUCCCUUGGCGUCAUUAUGUAUGAAAUGCUUAUGGGUUAUCCGCCAUUCUGCUCGGACAAUCCGCAAGACACCUACCGCAAGGUAAUGAAUUGGCGCGAGACGCUGAUUUUCCCCCCGGAAAUCCCCAUAUCGGAGGAGGCAAAGGAGACGAUCGUGAACUUCUGUUGCGAGGCAGACCGGCGGCUGGGAUCCCAGCGCGGUCUUGAGGACCUCAAGUCGGUGCCUUUCUUCCGGGGCGUCGACUGGGAGCAUAUACGUGAGCGACCCGCGGCCAUUCCCGUCGAGGUGCGUUCCAUCGACGAUACUUCCAACUUCGACGAGUUUCCCGAUGUGUCGCUGGAAAUACCAUCGGCGCCAAUACCGCAGGGCGGUGAAAUCGCCAAGGACUGGGUCUUUAUUAACUAUACGUACAAGCGGUUCGAGGUGCGAAAUCUGGAGUGAAGCAGUAGCUGGAGCUUGGGCAGAGCUUGAUUGGAGCAGAAGCAGCAUGAUGUUUGCCGCACUUUGCCAACCAUUUUAUCACCACCACAGCCGUCGCAAUCGUCUCUCUAACACCAUCACCACCAAGAGCAUUCUCCACGCUAAACGAAAACCCAAUUUUCCUUUUUGAAUGUCUUACCUACAUGUGUAUUUAAAUACUAGCUAACAUUUGUGAUUCCAAACAAAAAGAUGAAUACGAGUAUGAUAACGAGAACAAACGAUGUAUUGUAUGUAAAAAGAAAACAUAUUGCUUAAAGCGUCACCCGCGCCUCGAGUUAGGUUAAACGCUAUACUAAUCCCCCCCAUUGUCCUUCCACAUUGGCUUUGUUUAACCCUAAUCUUAACCGUUUGAACGUUGUGUUUGUAAACCUAAAUCCUGAAUUAAGGACCCCUUUGGCAAUUUUUUAUAUAUAUAUACUAUAUUGUUUACUUCAUUGGGCAGCAGCAAAUUACCCAUAAAUUUAUUAUUUAGCCAAUUGAGAAAUGUUAUAAAUUUUAGGCACGUUUAUUGUACGUAUAUGUUUGUAUCAUUAUUAAUUAUAAAACACAAACACAUUAUACAUAAUGAAAUCCCCCUCAAGGUCUAUCUCAACAUACGGAUGCGGAUCGAAAAUCUAUCACACAAAUUAGUUACUAACGCCAAACAGCAACAAACGCAAUCUUAGACAGCGAAAUAAACAAAACUAUGUUUAAAUAUCGGUUUCGUUCUAUGUACACCCCUCCCCACCCACUCUCACGGAUCUAUAUAUAUAUAUAUAUAUAU
Molecule: messenger RNA, 2473 nt
Organism: Drosophila bipectinata
Lineage: Eukaryota; Metazoa; Arthropoda; Insecta; Diptera; Drosophilidae
Gene: trc
Product: Serine/threonine-protein kinase tricornered
Biological process (GO): intracellular signal transduction; peptidyl-serine phosphorylation
Molecular function (GO): ATP binding; protein serine/threonine kinase activity
Source: RefSeq, a predicted model, not a curated record